This is a messenger RNA of Acinonyx jubatus (cheetah), 11437 nucleotides long. It is a transcript of the gene SPEG, whose product is annotated as striated muscle enriched protein kinase. The record is from RefSeq and is a predicted model, not a curated record. Bases 3292 to 10560 code for a protein of 2422 amino acids. The transcript is spliced from 36 exons. Gene Ontology annotation, biological process: muscle cell differentiation; protein phosphorylation. NCBI's taxonomy places the organism in Eukaryota, Metazoa, Chordata, Mammalia, Carnivora, Felidae. Gene Ontology annotation, molecular function: protein binding; protein kinase activity; ATP binding.
GAGCGGGGAAGGGGUAGAGAGAAAGGGAGACUCAGAAUCCGAAGCAGGCUCCAGGCUCAGGGCUGUCAGCACAGAGCCUGACACGGAGCUCGAACUCACAAACUACAAGAUCAUGACGUGAGCCGAAGUCAGAUGCUUAGCCGACUGAGCCACCCAGGUGCCCCAGUUCUCUCUGCUCCUUGUCCCUUGCAAACCAAAACAGAAACCUCAGCGCUGCUCUUCUGCUUUGGAAGGGGCGGUACCCAUGACAGCACCUGUGCCUUCCCAGAGGCAGGCUGGCCUGUAUCCUCCUUUUCCCUCAGCCUCUCUGUCUUCCAUGGUGGCCUGACCACAGCAGACAUUUAAAGGCAUCACCUCUGGAGGAGCCCACUGAGACAGUGCCCGUGGAGAACGGACUACGAAUAAUGGCUGGGCCAUGUUUGAGUGUUUGUUAAGUCCCACAUGUCAUGCCCUCCCUCGGAAACCUCGAGGGAGGUGCCCUUUGCCUUGAGACUGAAGGCCACUCCCCGGAAGCUGGCCUCUGCCAUCUGGCCCCGAGGAUGACCCCAAGGUGGCUGGAGGCCUCUGAGAGGCUGAGAGAGGCACCUACUCUAACGUGGUCGGGUCUCACUCCUUUUGCUUUUACCCAGUUUUGUAAGCAAGUUGAGCUGCAGUGGUCUGCAUGUCCUUUUUUUCUCCGAAUAUUUGCUCACACAGUUUCCUCCUCAGGAAAGACUUUCCCCCUUUUUCCUUCUUCAACCAAACUUUUUUUUUUUAAUGUUUAUUUGUUUUUGAGAAAGCGACUGAGGAAGGGGCAGAGAGAGAAGGACAGAGGAUCCGAAACAGGCUCUGUGCUGACAGCAGAGUCCAAUGCAGGGCUAAAACUUGUGAACCGUGAGAUCAUGAUCUGAGCCAAAGUCGGAUGCUUAACUGACUGAGCCACCCUGGCGCCCCUCAACCAAAUUCAUAAUUCCAAUAAUACCCCUUCCCUCAGUUACCCUGUCUUCCCUGAGUCCAGAGUAAUCUGCUCUCUGCACUCCCAUGGCUCUGAUCUGCCCUUUUCUUGCCACCUUAUUCCUUCUCACUAGACUAGUUGUGUAUGUGUCUCAGUUGUCACCCUUAUCAGGCAGAAGGCUCCUGAAAUCAUGACCAUGCUUUGUCCACUUCUCAGCUAUCGUAGCCACACCUGGAGGCCCUCCUGGCUAGUCUGGGGCUAUGAGGACCAUAGGGAUUGCAUGUGAGGUAGUAGUGUGGGGGGAAUCAAGAUCCAUGUGACUUUCCCAGUCCCUGGAACAGCCUGGGUGACACGCAGAGGCUGGGCGGGACAUGCAUCUGCAAAGGGUACUAACGAAGAUCUGCCUAAGCAUGGAGGUUGGGAUGGCAGAAGAAACCAUGGAGCAGCGGUCUUUACAGUGUGGUCCCCAGACCAGCAGCAUCCGCAUCACCCUGGGAAUAUGGUAGAGAUGCACAUUAACAUACCCCCUCCCUCAGAAACUCUGGGGGUGGGGCACCUGGGUGGCUCAGUCAGUUAAGCGUCAGACUCUUGAUUUCAGCUCAGGUCACGAUCUCACAGUGUGUGAGUUUGAGCCCCGCAUCGAGCUCUGUGCUGACAGCAAAGAGCCUGCUUGGGGUUCUCUCUCUCUCUCUGCAUUCCCCGGCUGACAUGCACAUGCACGUGCCAUGCAUGCUCUCUCUCUCCAAAUAAAUAAAUAAACUUAAAAAAAAAAAAAAAAGAAACUCUGGGGCUGGGGCUCAGCAAUCUGUGGUUUAAGCUCCAUCCUGAUGCCCCGUGAACUUUGAGAACCACUGCUGUAGAGUCAGGAAACUUGCUCAAGGUGGGAGGCCAGGUGGUCCUGUGGGAAGCACUUGGGCUAUUCAGAUCCCUGCCCUGAUAAGUGGCCAAGUAAGGUGAGCUCACCUCUCAAGGUUGUUCUUCCAUGAAGAUCACAGGGGUCCCUAAACUUUCAUGUGCAUAAGAAUCACCUGGCGUGCUUUUUUAAAAUGUAUUUUCCUGACCCCCAUUUUAGGACAUCUAAUUCUUCAGAGUAAGACCCAGGAAUUUAUAGAUUAAACAGGCUCCCAGGUGGUCCUGAUGUGGGUGGCUGAAAAGCCCUGGUGUAGAAGGCCUUUCAUGUAGGUGACUGUGACUAUAUUUAUCCUUAGAACAUCUCAAGGGAUGUUGGGACCAGUAUUGAGCUGGAUGCACGGGUCUGGGGAGGCUCCCUCACAGUGGUAUUUUCAUCAAGUGAGUCUGACCUGGGAGCAGUGUUGAAAGGCCACACGUGUGCACAGAGUCGGCAUGUUUUGGGGUGGUGGGGUGUGUAGGGGCAGCACCUAACCAAUAUGUGCAUAUUAGGUUAUACCCACUUCCUGGCUGGUAUAAGAAUGUUUCCCACCGUGAGAGCCAGGCUUGUGGGUGGAGCAGGACUGGCUACAAAGAUGGUCUGGGUGGUGGGAUCAGUAAGAAGUGGGGAGGCACCAGAGCCUGAUGUGGAACCCCAGAGGUUCUGGGAGCUAGAGACAGAUCCUUGCUCAGUGUCUCCGGGCGGCCUCAGGACCUUGAUUCACCUGGUCGCUGGAUGCCCUCAGGGUGCAGUUCCCCCAAGCCACCACCAGGGGUCUCUGAGGCUCCCUGCAAACCUUGCCAAUCUGCUUUAAGUCUCUGCUCUCCCUUCUUGGGCCCCUGAGCGCCUGCAGUGCCAUCCAAUCUCGAGGUGACCUUGGAGGUCACCAGGCACCACAGAGAGGAGGGGGCUCCCGCUUUCAGGGCUUAUGCCUGUGGUCUCAGCAUCAGCUGGUGGCCAAGGCCCGGGCAGAUGUUCUCUAAAUGCCAUUCCGACUUGCCUCCCCACCCCCACCUCAAGACAGCCAACCUGAAUGGUGGGCCCCCCUCCUCUGCCAGUCGCCUCCUCCUUCUUCACUGGCAGUGCUGGGAAACACAGGUCAUGGCUUGGGAAUGUGGCCCUGGGUUGGGGGGGGGGUGGGUAGUGAUAGGAGGAAGGAAAAGGACAUGUGACUUCUCAACAGCUCCCCUGUUCUGCUGCUGAUCUCCAAGCCCUUUCCCCAGCCCUGGUACAGAAGGAUGCUAGUUGUGGGGCAUUACGGGGGAAGCAGCCCCUGCCUCGUGACUGUUGGUCCUGGUAGAGCUGACAGGGUGAGAGACAGUUGCCAACAGGUACCCCUGAUAGAGCCUGAAGGAGGAGGGGAGGGUCCACAUCACCUUUCAGCAGCCCCAUCACCUCUGAUGAGGAAUACCUGAGUCCCCCAGAGGAGUUUCCAGAGCCUGGGGAGACUUGGCCCGGAACCCCCGCUAUGAAGCUCAGUCCCAGCCAGAACCGCCGUUCCUCUGACACUGGCUCCAAGGCACCCCCCACUUUCAAGGUCUCACUUAUGGACCAGUCAGUAAGAGAAGGCCAAGAUGUCACCAUGAGCAUCCGUGUCCAGGGGGAGCCCAAGCCGGUGGUUUCCUGGCUGAGAAACCGGCAGCCGGUGCGCCCAGACCAGCGGCGCUUCGCGGAGGAGGCAGAGGGCGGGCUGUGCCGGCUGCGGAUCCUGGCGGCUGAGCGGGCCGACGCUGGCUUCUACACUUGCAAAGCGGUUAAUGAGUAUGGCGCCCGGCAGUGUGAGGCCCGCCUGGAGGUCAGAGCACAUCCUGAAAGCCGGUCCUUGGCCGUGCUGGCCCCCCUGCAGGACGUGGACGUGGGGGCCGGGGAGAUGGCGCUGUUUGAGUGCCUGGUGGCAGGUCCUGCUGACGUGGAGGUAGACUGGCUCUGCCGAGGCCGCCUGCUGCAGCCCGCACUGCUCAAAUGCAAGAUGCAUUUCGAUGGCCGGAAAUGCAAGCUGCUGCUCACGUCUGUGCACGAGGAUGACAGUGGUGUCUACACCUGCAAGCUCAGCACGGCCAAAGAUGAGCUGACCUGUAGUGCCCGGCUGACGGUGCGGCCCUCAUUGGCGCCCCUGUUCACUCGGCUGCUGGAGGACGUGGAGGUGCUGGAGGGCCGGGCGGCCCGCUUCGACUGCAAGAUCAGCGGCACUCCGCCCCCUGCCGUUACCUGGACUCAUUUUGGCCACCAGGUGGAGGAGAGCGAGAACUUGCGGCUGCGGCAGGAAGGAGGUCUGCACUCUCUGCACAUCGCUCAUGUGGGCAGUGAGGACGAGGGGCUGUACGCAGUCAGCGCUACCAACGCCCACGGCCAGGCCCAGUGCUCAGCCCAGCUCUACGUGGAGGAGCCUCGGACGGCUGCCACCGGCCCCAGCUCAAAGCUGGAGAAGAUGCCCUCUAUCCCCGAGGAGCCGGAGCAGGGCGAGCUGGAGCGGCUGUCUAUGCCCGACUUCCUGCGGCCACUGCAGGACCUGGAGGUGGGACUGGCCAAGGAGGCCAUGCUGGAGUGCCAGGUGACCGGCCUGCCCUACCCCACCAUCAGCUGGUUCCACAAUGGCCACCGCAUCCAGAGCAGUGAUGACCGGCGCAUGACACAGUACAGGGAUGUCCACCGCUUGGUGUUCCCUGCUGUGGGACCUCAACAUGCCGGCGUCUACAAGAGUGUCAUCGCCAACAAGCUGGGCAAAGCUGCGUGCUAUGCCCACCUCUAUGUCACAGAUGUGGUUCCAGGCCCCCCAGAUGGCGCCCCGCAGGUGGUGGCUGUGACUGGGAAGAUGAUCACGCUCACAUGGAACCCCCCCAGGAGUCUGGACAUGGCUAUUGACCCAGACGCCCUGACCUACACCGUGCAGCACCAGGUUCUGGGCUCAGACCAGUGGACAGUGCUGGCCACGGGCCUGCGGGAGCCCGGGUGGGCAGCCAUGGGGCUGCGUAAGGGGGUCCAGCACAUCUUCCGGGUCCUCAGCACCACCAUCAAGAGCAGCAGCAAGCCCUCACCCCCCUCUGAGCCUGUGCAGCUGCUGGAGCACGGCCCACCACUCGAGGAGGCGCCUGCUGUGUUGGACAAGCCGGACAUCGUGUAUGUGGCGGAGGGACAGCCCACCAGUGUCACGGUCACCUUCAACCAUGUGGAGGCCCAGGUCGUCUGGAGAAGCUGCCGAGGGGCUCUCCUAGAGGCACGGGCAGGUGUGUACGAGCUGAGCCAGCCGGAUGAUGACCAGUACUGUCUUCGCAUCUGCCGGGUGAGCCGCCGAGACGUGGGGCCCCUCACCUGCACUGCCCGCAACCGCCACGGCACACAGGCCUGCUCAGUCACCCUGGAGCUGGCAGAGGCCCCUCGAUUUGAGUCCAUCAUGGAGGACGUGGAGGUCGGGGCUGGGGAAACCGCACGCUUUGCUGUAGUGGUUGAGGGGAAACCACUGCCAGACAUCAUGUGGUACAAGGACGAGGUGCUGCUGACCGAGAGUAGCCAUGUGAGCUUCGUGUAUGAAGAGAGCGAGUGCUCCCUGGUGGUGCUCAGCACAGGGACCCAGGAUGGAGGCGUCUAUACCUGCACUGCACGGAACCUGGCUGGCGAAGUCUCCUGCAAAGCAGAGUUGGCUGUGCGUUCAGCCCAGACAGCCAUGGAAGUAGAGGGGGCCGGGGAGGCCGAGGAACAGCGAGGAAGGAGACUCAGUGACUUCUAUGACAUCCAUCAAGAGAUCGGCAGGGGUGCCUUCUCCUACCUGCGGCGCGUGGUGGAGCGAAGCUCCGGCCUGGAGUUUGCAGCCAAGUUCAUCCCCAGCCAGGCCAAGCCAAAGGCAUCAGCAUGGCGGGAAGCCCGGCUGCUGGCCCGGCUCCAGCACGACUGCGUCCUCUACUUCCAUGAGGCCUUUGAGAGGCGUCGGGGACUGGUCAUUGUCACCGAGCUAUGCACAGAGGAGCUGCUGGAGCGAAUGGCCAGGAAACCCACCGUGUGUGAGUCUGAGAUCCGGGCCUACAUGCAACAAGUGCUCGAGGGAAUAUGCUACCUGCACCAGAACCAUGUGCUGCACUUGGAUGUCAAGCCUGAGAACCUGAUGGUGUGGGAUGGCGCAGAGGGUGAGGAGCAGGUGAGGAUCUGUGACUUUGGGAAUGCCCAGGAACUGACUCCGGGAGAGCCCCAGUACUGCCAAUAUGGCACACCUGAGUUCGUGGCACCUGAGAUUGUCAAUCAGACCCCCGUGUCUGGAGUCACUGACAUCUGGCCUGUGGGCGUUGUUGCCUUCCUCUGUCUGACGGGAAUCUCCCCAUUUGUUGGGGAAAACGAUCGGACGACAUUGAUGAACAUUCGAAACUACAACGUGGCCUUCGAGGAGACCACAUUUCUGAGCCUGAGCAGGGAGGCCCGGGGCUUCCUCAUCAAAGUGCUGGUGCGGGACCGGCUGAGGCCUACCGCAGAGGAGACCCUAGAACAUCCUUGGUUCAAAACACAGGCCAAGGGUGCAGAGGUGAGCACGGAUCAUUUAAAGCUGUUCCUCUCCAGGCGGAGGUGGCAGCGCUCCCAGAUCAGCUACAAGUGCCACCUGGUGCUGCGCCCCAUCCCUGAGCUGCUGCGGGCACCCCCAGAGCGGGUGUGGGUAGCCAUACCCAGAAGACCACCCCCCAGUGGGGGGCUCUCAUCUUCCUCUGACUCUGAGGAGGAAGAGCUGGAGGAGCUGCCCUCAGUGCCCCGGCCACUGCAGCCUGAGUUCUCGGGUUCCCGGGUGUCCCUCACUGACAUUCCCACUGAGGAUGAGGCCCUGGGCGCCCCAGAGGCUGGCAUGGCCACCCCCAUGGACUGGCAGGAGGAGGGAAGGGCCCCCUCUCAGGACCAGGAGGCCCCCAGCCCUCAGGCCCUCCCCUCCCCAGGCCAGGAGCCCCAAGCUGGGUCCAGCCCCCAGCGGAGGGAGCUCCGGAGGGGCACCUCUGCCGAGAGUGCCCUGCCCCGGGCCGGGCCGAGGGAGCCGGGCCGGGGCCUGCACAAGGCAGCCUCUGUGGAGCUGCCGCAGCGCCGAAGCCCCAGCCCGGGUGCCACCCGCCUGACCCGGGGAGGCCUGGGUGAGGGUGAGUAUGCCCAGAGGCUGCAGGCCCUGCGCCAGCGGCUGUUGCGGGGAGGCCCUGAGGAUGGCAAGGUCAGUGGCCUCAGGGGCCCCCUGCUAGAGAGCCUGGGGGACCGUGCCCGGGAUCCCCGGCUGGCACGGGCUGCCUCCAGUGAGGCAGCCCCUCGACACCAGCCCCCACCUGAGACCCGGGGCCUGCAGAAGAGCAGCAGCUUCUCACAGGGAGAGGCAGAGCCCCGGGGCAGGCACCGCCGUGCUGGGGCGCCCCUCGAGAUCCCCGUGGCCAGGCUUGGGGCCCGCAGGCUACAGGAGUCUCCCUCCUUGUCUGCCCUCAGUGAGGCCCAACCACCCAGCCCUACGAGGCCCAGCGCCCCCAAAUCCAGUGUCCCCAAGUCUUUGAAACCUCCUACCACCACACCCAGUGAUGCCCCGCAGCCCUUGGCACCCCAGCCUGCCCAAGAGAAGGCCCCAGAGUCCACGCUGGAGCCGGUCCCAGCCCCCAAGCCCACACAGCCCUCUGUGACUCCGCAAACCCCAGUGGCCCCCCUCACACCUUAUGCCCAGAUCAUGCAGUCGCUCCAGCUGUCAGGUCACACGACGGGCCCCCUGCAGAGCCCUGGGGCAUCUCCAUCAGAGCCCAGACCCCACCCUGCUGUGUUUGCCCGGGUGGCCUCCCCGCCUCCGGGAGCCUCCGAGAAGCGCGUGCCUUCAGCCGGGGUGCCCCCAGUGCUAGCCGAGAAAGCCCGGGUACCCACGGUGCCCCGCAGGCCAGGUAGCAGUCUCAGUAGCAGCAUCGAGAACCUAGAGUCAGAGGCUGUAUUCGAGGCCAAGUUCAAGCGCAGCCGUGAGUCGCCCCUGUCGCGGGGGCUGCGAUUGCUGAGCCGCUCGCGCUCAGAGGAACGCGGCCCCUUUCGCGGGGCCCAGGAGGAGGACGGCAUGUACCGGCCCAGCCCGGCAGGAACGCCACUGGAGCUGGUGCGACGGCCGGAGCGUUCCCGCUCCGUGCAAGACCUCAGGGCGGUCGGGGAGCCGGGCCUCGUCCGCCGCCUCUCGCUGUCGCUGUCCCAGCGUCUGCGGCGGACCCCGCCCGCGCAGCGCCACCCAGCCUGGGAGGCCCGCGGUGGGGACGGGGAGAGCUCGGAGGGCGGCAGCUCGGCGCGGGGCUCCCCGGUGCUGGCCGUGCGCAGGAGGCUCAGCUCCACGCUUGAGCGGCUGUCCAGCCGGUUGCAGCGCAGCGGCAGCAGCGAGGACUCAGGGGGCGCAUCGGGUCGCAGCACGCCGCUGUUUGGACGGCUGCGCAGGGCCACGUCGGAGGGCGAGAGUCUGCGGCGCCUCGGCCUCGCACACAACCAGCUGGCGGCCCAGGCCGGCGCCAGCACGCCCUCCGCAGAGUCCCUGGGCUCCGAGGCCAGCGCUACGUCCGGCUCCUCGGCUCCUGGGGAAAGCCGGAGACGGCUUCGCUGGGGCUUCUCUCGGCUGCGAAAGGACAAGGGGUUAUCACAGCCAAACCUCUCUGCCAGUGCCCAGGAGGAUUUGGGUCACCAGUAUGUGCGCAGUGAAUCAGAUUUCCCUCCGGUCUUCCACAUCAAACUCAAGGACCAGGUGCUGCUGGAGGGAGAGGCAGCCACCCUGCUCUGUCUGCCAGCGGCCUGCCCUGCACCCCACAUCUCCUGGAUGAAAGACAAGCAGUCCCUGCAAUCAGAGCCUUCAGUGAUCAUCGUGUCCUGCAAAGAUGGACGGCAGCUGCUAAGCAUCCCCCGGGUGGGCAAGCGACAUGCUGGGCUCUAUGAGUGCUCGGCCACCAAUGUCCUGGGCAGCAUCACCAGCUCCUGUACCGUGGCUGUGGCCCGCAUCCCAGGAAAGUUAGCUCCUCCUGAGGUGCCCCAGACCUACCAGGACACGGCGUUGGUGCUCUGGAAGCCAGGAGAUAGCCGGGCACCUUGCACAUACACGCUGGAGCGGCGGGUGGAUGGGGAGUCUGCCUGGCACCCUGUGAGCUCAGGCAUCCCUGACUGUUACUACAACGUGACCCACCUGCCAAUCGGUGUGACCGUGAGAUUCCGUGUGGCCUGUGCCAACCGUGCUGGGCAAGGGCCUUUCAGCAACCCUUCCGAGAAGGUCAUCGUCAGGGGCACACAAGAUUCCUCAGUUCUGCCAUCUGCUGCUCACCAAGACGCCCCUGUUACCUCAGGGCCAGCCAGGGCCCCGCCUCCUCACUCUCCUACCUCACUGGCCCCAUCCCAGACUCCCACCCCAGCUCCUGCUCCCCCAGCCCCUCAGUCAGCCGCUCUCAGCCCCUCAUGUCCCCCAACACCCCCCAGUCAGGCCUUGUCCUCCCUCAAGGCCGUGGGUCCUCCACCCCAAACCCCCCCACGAAAGCACAGAGGUCUGCAGGCUGCCCAGCAAGCAGAGCCCGCCCCACCCAGUGCCCAGGCCACCCCAAGUGAGCCCAAGUCUUCCAUCCCUGACACUGGGACCCCAACCCCAGCCUCCACCCCUCAAGGGGUUAAACCAGCGUCUUCCACUACUCCCCUGUAUAUGGUAACCUCCUUUGUGUCUGCACCCCCAGCCCCUGAGCCCCCAGCCCCCGAGCCCCCUCCCGAGCCCACCAAGGUGACUGUGCGAAGCCUCAGCCCGGCCAAGGAGGUGGUCACCUCCCCUGUGGGUGGUCCCCCCAGCUCUCCUGGGCCAGAGGGCACCACUCUUCGACAGGGGCCCCCUCAGAAACCCUACACCUUCCUAGAGGAGAAGGCCAGGGGCCGCUUCGGUGUAGUGCGUGCAUGCCGGGAGAACGCCACUGGGCGGACAUUCGUGGCCAAGAUCGUGCCCUACGCGGCUGAGGGCAAGCGGCGCGUCCUGCAGGAGUAUGAAGUGCUGCGGACAUUGCACCACGAACGGCUCAUGUCCCUGCACGAGGCCUACAUCACCCCGCGUUACCUUGUGCUCAUCGCUGAGAGCUGCGGGAACCGGGAGCUCCUCUGUGGGCUCAGCGACAGGUUCCGGUAUUCAGAGGACGAUGUGGCCACCUAUGUGGUGCAGCUGCUACAAGGCCUGGACUACCUCCACGGCCGCCACGUGCUGCACCUGGACAUCAAGCCUGACAACCUGCUGCUGGCCCCUGACAACGCCCUCAAGAUUGUGGACUUCGGCAGUGCCCAGCCCUACAACCCCCAGGCCCUGCGGCCCCUUGGCCACCGCACAGGCACGCUGGAGUUCAUGGCUCCUGAGAUGGUGAAGGGAGAGCCCAUCGGUUCCGCCACGGACAUCUGGGGAGCGGGUGUACUCACUUACAUCAUGCUCAGUGGACGCUCCCCGUUCUAUGAGCCAGACCCCCAGGAAACAGAGGCUCGGAUUGUGGGGGGCCGCUUUGAUGCCUUCCAGCUGUACCCUAACACCUCCCAAAGCGCCACACUCUUCUUGCGGAAGGUCCUCUCGGUACACCCCUGGAGCCGGCCCUCCCUGCAGGACUGCCUGGCCCACCCCUGGCUGCAGGAUGCCUACCUGAUGAAGCUGCGUCGCCAGACGCUCACCUUCACCACCAACCGGCUCAAGGAGUUUCUGGGCGAGCAGCGGCACCGCCGGGCUGAGGCUGCCACCCGUCACAAGGUGCUGCUCCGCUCCUACCCAGGCAGCCCCUAGCGGCUCGGACCACAGCCUGGCCUCGGGCUUCAACUCGGGGCUCCACUGAGGCCACGGGACAUUCCAGGGCCCCUACUGAGCCGGGUGGGCCCAGGGCUUCGGACACCAGCAGCAGCAACAUCCAGCCGGGCUGUUACCUCAUGGACCUGCAGGGACAGAGGCCCUGGGCUUUGCCGAUGCCACCCCGGCCAGAGCCAGAGGGGGAGACCCAUGGGCCAGGCUGGGUGGGGGUGGGGGCACGGGAGCAGGGAAGCAGGAAGGGGGGCAAGAAGGGAAUGGGUAAGAGACAAGGAAAAGAAGCCACGGGAUAGGGAGAGGAGACUCUAGGAAGGUUCUGGGGGGGAGAGACAAUGUAUCUGGGGGGAAACCAACUUAGCAGGAUAUGAAUAGCUGGAGAGGAGGAAGAGGAAGGAGCCCAGCGUGUCAGGGCCAUGGGCUGGAAGUGAGUGUUGGUGGAGUGGGGACAGGACGUGGAGACAGCGCUAGGGAGCCAGAGCCAGCACGUGAGGGAGGGCAGCAAAGUGGGGGAGGGAGAGGAGAGGACUCAGGUGGGGUGGGGUGAAGUGGGCCAGCUGCCAGCAUCCCAGAAGGAGAACCUGGAGCACUGGGGCCUGGAAGCAGUGAUUACGGGAGCCAGUGCUUUCCUGUCCCAGUGAAUGCAGCUGUGAGCACUCUGCUGGCCCAAGGAUGUCCCCGCUGCCCCUCUGUGGCCUUCACCCUUCUUCCCAUUCAUAUUUAUUUAUUUAUUGACUUUUAUGAAAUUUCCCUUCCAUCCAGUUCCUAUUGCCCGUGUUGUCCUGACCAUCCCCCCAGCCAUCCAGCUGUCUGUGCAGCUGUCUGUCUGUCACAAGGAAAAUAAAAACGGCAAGCAGCAGGA